AUGUCCCUGCACUGGCCUUCCUCAGCGGUGCUGCUGCUCUUUUUGUUGGUUUGCUGCGGCGGCAGUGGGGCUGGGGCCAACGCUGCGGAGACGCAGGAGGCGUCGAAGGAGGUGGAGCUCUUCCAACCAGGGGAAACUCCAGUGUUUGCUGCUGGAGAAGAGAGCGAAAGUGACACUCGCUAUAAAAGUGUCUCCUCAUUCCUCAGCCACUCCCUUCUUGACGUGAAUGGGGUGCUGGUUGCGCUUGCCGUCGGCGUACACGGCAACUUUGCCGCCAACAAGCCUCCUGGUAUUUGGGCAAAGUACAAUACAUACAAAGCAGAUGAGAAGUUGAACGAAGGCGCUGCAUGGGAAGGAAAAGCGUGGAAGACGCAGCUUGUGACGAAGCGACCGGAAGCAGAGGGCUACCUUGUAUCACCGCUUGACCUCAAGGCCGUGGGGAAGGGCAAUAAAAUACAUUUGCUCCUGCAAAAAAGAAGAGUGGCCAAAGAGCCUUCUUUGCAGAGUGAUCCUGGGUGGGGCCUUGCGUUGAUUGUGGGUGAAGUUCAGGGGUCCGGGGAAGAGCGGGGAGAGCAACGAGUCUCGUGGGGGGCUCCCCGGCCGUUGGAUUCCAUGCUUGCCGGACAGAUGCAGCAGCAAUCGUGGGAGGGGCUGGAACCCGCGAGUAUGUCCAGAGGCGUCGCGGUUGGGGACGCAACGGUUGUUUUCCCUCUUGUGGGAUUCACUACCGACGGAACAGGCGGGCGUGCAUGCACCGUCAUGUGCUCCGAGGACAAUGGGGACAGCUGGAGGCUUCCUGCGGCGCCUGUGGUUGCUCAGGACUGUAACUCUGCCACGCUUCUCGAGUGGGAGGGGAAACUCUUCAUGGUCACCUCCGGAUCUUCUCAGUGGCGGCGCAGGGUCUUCGAAUCCGGUGACGAGGGGAAGACGUGGAACGAGGCCGCCGGGACCUUCGCACGCCUGUUGGGCGACGCACACGCAUUGUCUUUGCUCGACUCUUCUGACGCCCUCAUGACUGCAACCGUUGAGAAGAAGAGAGUGCUGCUGUACACCCAGGUGUUGUUCAGUAGCACUGCGCCAAGAGAAGGCAGCGGAAGACGAACGCCCCACAGAGUAAUCCACCUGUGGCUCUCCGACGGUGCCCGGACACACGAUGUUGGGCCAAUAUCUGCGGAUGAGGCGGGCGACUCCCCCCUCAGCUCGCUGCUGUACACAAGAGAUGAGUUGUUUGCCCUCUACGCGAAGGUGGGUGCGGUUGAACGCUCAGAAAGCCUUGUAUUUGCGCGCCUUCCAGAGCAGCUGAAGCGCAUCAAAACAGUGCUGCAAACUUGGAAGGAUGUGGACGCCAGAGUCGCAAAGCUCUGCAGCUCCGCCACCACCCCCGCUGCUGCGAAGGGCGCCGCAGAACCCGCUGCUGCCUGCGUCGGUGCUAUGCCAACGGACGGGCUGGUUGGGUUCUUGUCGAACAAUGGCAACAAUACCCACUGGAAUGACGAGUACCUUGGGGUGGGCGCCGCGGUGUCUGGAGCAACGAAGGUUGCCAAUGGCGUUGAGCUGGCAGGGCGUGGUGCAUCGAUUGUGUGGCCGGUGGGCGGAGGACGGCGGAAUCCCGGGCACGGGUUCUGGUGGGUGAAGAGGUGA
This is a messenger RNA of Trypanosoma conorhini, 1641 nucleotides long. RefSeq names its product trans-sialidase. The transcript has a single exon. The record is from RefSeq and is a predicted model, not a curated record. Gene Ontology annotation, biological process: oligosaccharide catabolic process; ganglioside catabolic process. Gene Ontology annotation, cellular component: cytoplasm; membrane; intracellular membrane-bounded organelle. The coding region runs from base 1 to 1641 and encodes 546 amino acids. Lineage: Eukaryota; Euglenozoa; Kinetoplastea; Trypanosomatida; Trypanosomatidae. Gene Ontology annotation, molecular function: exo-alpha-sialidase activity.